GGGAGCUCGGUUUAUUCCCGGAGGGGACCCCUCUCGCCCCUUCCCCACGCGACUGAAAAGGGCCCGCGUCGCAGUUAGCGGCGCUGCGACCUCCAGGGCCGCCCCGGGUGCUCCUUGCUCUUCCCCUUCCUUUCUCCACCGCGGACGGGGGUGACGCUUCUUCCUGGCAGGCAGCGAGAGGCUGGUUUUCGUUCUCAGCCUUUUGCAGCCGCGAGCUGGUAGUUCUGCAGCUCUUGGGUGCUCGGCCUGUACACCCGGGGAGAACCGUGAGGGGAAAUUCCCCUCGCACCCGCCCAGGAUCCUGCACUGAGGGGUUCUGUCACAUGCUGUUAAAAGGUCAUAAUCUGACAACUCGCCAGCCUUUCCACCAACUCCUGCAGAAGAAACCAUCUCUUCCAUCUGCAGCAUGGCAUCGUGCAGUGAGAGGCAUGUUUAUUCAAACCCAGGACACACCAAAUCCAAACAGCUUGAAGUUUAUUCCAGGAAGGGAAGUGCUGGGGUCGAGGACUAUGGAGUUUUCCACACCAGCUGCAGCCUAUUGCUCACCUUUAGCAAGACAGUUAUUCCGGAUUGAAGGAGUGAAAAGUGUUUUCUUUGGGCCAGACUUCAUCACAAUCACCAAGGAGAGUGAAGACCUGGAUUGGAACUUACUGAAACCAGAUAUUUAUGCAACCAUAAUGGAUUUCUUUGCCUCUGGCUUGCCUGUAGUCACUGAUGAGGCACCCAGGACAGACACAGCUGCUUCAGAAGAAGAUGAUGAAGUUGUGCUGAUGAUUAAGGAGCUGCUGGAUACAAGAAUCAGGCCCACGGUGCAGGAGGAUGGUGGGGAUGUCAUUUACAAGGGCUUUGAGGAUGGCAUUGUGCAGCUGAAGCUGCAGGGCUCCUGCACCAGCUGCCCCAGCUCCAUCAUCACCCUCAAGAGCGGGAUACAGAACAUGCUGCAGUUCUACAUCCCCGAGGUGGAAGGCGUUGAGCAGGUUUUUGACGACGAUGAUGACGUGGAGAAAGAAGCAAAUUCUACUUGAGCUUCGUCACCUGUGGCCAAAUAAACAUUUACCUCCUGCUGUACGUAAAGCAUCUUUGUGCUGAGGAGCAACCAGAUCUGCCUUGUCAGAAAAACAGUUGUAGCUACUGUGAGAGUGCACCAUCAGUUCAAGCAGUUCACCCACUAAUUUAUUAAAUGCCCUGGAUUACAAAAAGAUUCUUCUGCUAUGUCUUUAGAAAGAAAUGGUGGGCUCAGAAAACAGUGAUGUGGUUUUUUUUGUUUUUUCACACAGAAACUUCAGUACUGAAAGAAAGAGAAGGCAGAAGAUCCUUGGCUUUUUUUGUGCAGUAGCAAUAUUAAAUGUUUAUUCCCCCAACUUGUGGGACUGACAGGACUGGCUGCCCUUACUCUGUAAAUGGGAGCUUCAGGAAUGUUCAUUUUAUCAAGUCUUGUUAAAAAGCUGCUGAUUCCUAUCAAACUUUUUUUGUGUGAAAGAUAACCUGUAAUAUCAGCUGUUCAUUUUGGGGGCUGUAACACUGCCAUGGCUUUGUGAAGUUACCUCCUUGCUCAUUACCACUGUGCAAAACCCUAGCAACAGAAACAAAAAAGGUUUGUUAUAAAAAUCAUACCUUCUAAAGCAAAUGUUAGAAAAGAAUGAUCCUUAUCAGCUUCAGCAGGAAGACUAAUGAGCUCGUUUAGCAGUAAAAUCGUUCAGCCAGCGUGCAGCAGCUGAUUCCCCAGCACGGGGGAAGGAGGGCCCGUGUUUGUGCUGCUCCUGCCACAUCCUGUUUGUCCUGGACGUGGCAGAGCAGGCUCCUGCAGUCCUGCACACGUGGCAGGGCAGUGUUUGCUGUUCUGACGUUGGAACACAUCAGUGGGGCUGUGCAAGGAGCUCUGUUUGCUCUGUGUGUGGGGGAAUGGUUUGUUCCUGGUGCCUGGCUCUGUGACCAGGAACUCUGGUCCUCCUCUGUGCUGCCACCACUGCUGAGGUUGUGCUCCUCGUUUGGCUUAGGAUUGCCUUGAGAGCCUCUGGUGUGUUCUCCUCCUUCCUCCCUUCCCAGGGUAAUUAUUCCACUGAUAAAUCCCUAAACAGGAUCAGUUCAGCUGGUGGAGAAUCUCCUCUAGAGCACCGCAUCAGCAUGUGGUAACUGUAAACUACCUAUUGCUUGGGAGAGAUUUGAAAAUAAAUAUUUUAGCUAAAUAAGCCAAAUAUUUCCUCAGCUUUCAGUAAUCACCCGCAGUUGUUUGACUCUGGCAAUCGGUGUGAAAUGACCAUGUUUUCUUUGAGUCUCUGGUGAACUGCUCGGGGGUAUUGGUGACAGAAUUCCCUGCUGCAGGGCAGGGAAGGUGGACUGCUUUGAAGCGCCAGGCUUCUCAUGUUCCUGAGACCUUCUCCUGUGCUCUGUGCCCAGCCAGGUUCUGGCAGCAAGCUCAAAGUACCGUUCUUUUAUGUGUCCUGAUGUUGUGGGUUGUUUUCUGUGCUUUUGAAGGAAAUAGUUCUUUAUUGAAACUCUAGUGCAAUAUAAAGCAGAAUGA
Molecule: messenger RNA, 2521 nt
Organism: Melozone crissalis (California towhee)
Lineage: Eukaryota; Metazoa; Chordata; Aves; Passeriformes; Passerellidae
Gene: NFU1
Product: NFU1 iron-sulfur cluster scaffold
Exons: 8
Coding region: 324-1025 (233 amino acids)
Biological process (GO): iron-sulfur cluster assembly
Cellular component (GO): mitochondrion
Molecular function (GO): iron-sulfur cluster binding; iron ion binding
Source: RefSeq, a predicted model, not a curated record